Solenopsis invicta (red fire ant) is the source of this 1674-nucleotide messenger RNA. Its product is annotated as myb/SANT-like DNA-binding domain-containing protein 3. Lineage: Eukaryota; Metazoa; Arthropoda; Insecta; Hymenoptera; Formicidae. The transcript has 3 exons. Bases 229 to 1182 code for a protein of 317 amino acids. The record is from RefSeq and is a predicted model, not a curated record.
UUAAUCAUUGAGAAUUGAUUUUUUUUUUAAAGAAAAUUCCAAAAAGAAAACAAAUUUUUUUGUUCGAUGGAAUAUCCCCUUAAAGCGUGUAAACUAAUGGAGUCUAAUAUGGAAUUCUGUAGGAGCACAGGAGGCGUAUCAGAUCCUAACAAAGGCCGAUCUGAAUUAGGCUUAAUAUUAACGCUUUGAAAGCGAGCAAAACAAUCGAGCGUUCGUCCUUAUAGUAAAAUGGCAUCCGCGUCUUUGAAGGGCACUCGCAAGACGUAUAGCUUCGAGGAGCGGAAGAUCCUGAUAUCACUGAUAAACAAGCACGAGAUCGUUCAGGAUAGGAAAUCGGAUCCGAUCUCUAUAUGCAAACGGAAGUCGGCGUGGUCGCGAAUCGCCGAGGAGUACAACUCGAUGGUAGGAUCCCGGGGCGCGCGUUCCGCCGUGCAGCUCAGGCGUUGCUGGGAGAAUAUGAAGGCUUGUAAGCGCAAUCGCGAGGAAAGAAAGUUACGUGACAAUAUGAAGGCGAUUUGUCAAUUAACAAAAGACGCGAGGAGUCAGCAUUGGGAAGGCAGAAAUUGUGAUCAGAAUGUGCUGGAAGCGUCAGUAUCUACUAGAAGUACUGGUUUGCCACCUAAUGUAGUAUUUGAGCCAAAGGAUUCAGAGCCAUUCACAUUGCAAAGUGUUUGCAUUACCGGAUAUCAAAAUCCAAACUGCCUGAAGAAAGAUGUAAAUAGUUGCGAAGAUUCAAAUUUUGGCGGUGCAUUGGAGCAAAUGAUCGCUGAUAAAGAGAAAUGCGACACAAUUGCAUCGUCCCCCGAUGCGAUAAAAGACUAUUAUGAGAAGAAACGAUUGGUGAUGAAAAGAAACGCGGACUCUCCUACGAUUGAUCAGUCGGCGGACAACGGUCUUGAGAAAAUCACGCGCCGAGAGAGCCACGCCAAUCCAGGAUCAAGUGCCCUGUAUACUUUGAUCUCGCCUCGCAUUGUGCAAGAACAUAAUCACAAGAGGAAAUCCGCACGGGAGGAAGAGCUGCACGUACUAGCGCUUUCGGAGGCACGAAUGAAGGUCGAUAUCGCUGCCAUGUUGAAAGAGGAAGCGAGGGUCAAACUGGAGGAAGCUCAUUAUCGCAAGGAGGAAGCCAGGCUCCGAAUGCUGCUCUUUACUUACAAACUGGAUAGGAUCAAAGACGAAUGAAGAAACUUGAGGGAUAAUUUUGUUGGAAUGGGACGCGUUGUCGUAAGUCCAUUAUUUUUUUUUUUUUUCUAUUUUUGUUGCCCUGAUCCGAUGCAUUGGUGCCGAUGCUGGCGCUCGUAAGCAAGAUAUGGAUCGGUUAUGUACAAUAUAAGAUACAUAAACGCAGCUACGUCUGUAUAAUACUAAUUUAUUUCUCAUAAAUGUAAAAUUAGGAUAUCAUAAUAAAUAUGUGAACCUUCUGAUGAUCUUUUACUUGCUAGUAAUUAAUAAUUGUUACGUUAUGUGAUAUUAUUUGGCUUGUGAAUGAACGUUGCGACUUUUGACGAAUGCAUACGCGACGGAGAGCUGACAAAAUUAUGAGAAUAAUAUAAAAGAAAAACAUUUCGAUGUUUACGUUAUUCGUAUUCCUUGUGUGUCUGGAUCAGUCAUUUUUGUUGUUAAAAUAUAAGAGCAUAGAGAACUCGUUUAUUCCAAAUAAAAAAAAAAAAAAAA